AUGGCGGAGUAUAAGACGGUUGGGGUUGGUGAUAUUAGUUUCUUGGUCCAGAAAACAGGUCUUUCUGAUCCUGCUCUACGUCUUGUUAUUGGAUUACUGCUAGCUUACCCAUUGUCUUUGAUUUACCGUUUGUGCUUGUACAGAAAGAAUCCUUUGCUUCAACAUGCAUACUUCACAUUGGCUGGAAUGAGCAUGAUCAUAUUUUGUUUUGGAUGGGGAGUGAUUCAUUCUAUCAUAAAUAUUGCACUUGUGUACGUAAUACUUCUGAUUGGAGGACCAAACAUAGCCACAGUUAUUGCAAUAUUUAUUCUGAAUCUGGGAUAUCUGUUAUUUGGAAUCAUAGUAAAUGCUACUGUUGGAUAUGAUAUCAACUGGACCACACCUCACUGCUUGUUAUGUUUAAGGCUCAUCAGGAUCUCAGACACUGCAAGCUCAACAGUCAACAUGGUGUGUGGCAGCUCUUACUUCAUGGGAGCAGUCCUGGUUGGACCACUGUUUCCAAUCAAGCCCUAUAUGCAACUUGUUGAGGGAAGUCUUAUUGACAGGGAGUUGGACAAUAACUCAUGCAUUCAAGCUGGGUUAAAACGACUUGUUGUAGGACUUCUCUACCUGACAUUGUACACCGUACUGGGAUCGUGGUUUACUGCAGACUACAUGACCUCAGACCAAUUCAAGGGACUUUCUUUUUUUAMCCAAAUUUGGUACAUUGGUUUCUGGGGACGAAUAUUCUUGAUGCGUUACCUGGGUGUCUGGUUGACUUCUGAGGGUAGCUGUAUUAUUACUGGUCUUUCCUACAACGGCAAAACUCCACAAGGAGAACUCAUCUGGGAUGGUUUGAGGAAUAUCAAAUUGUCAUUAUAUGAGCGUUCAUACACCUACCAGCACAUAGUAGAGUGCUUCAAUCUCAACACCAAUAAAUGGGUCUUCAGAUAUUUCUUCAAGCGGCUGCGAUUCCUUGGAAACAAAGACUUGUCACAUUUCCUAACACUAAUGUUUUUGGCAAUUUGGCAUGGACUGCAUGUGGGUUACUUCAUCUGUUUCACCAUGGAAUUCCUUAUUAUUAUGAUGGAAAGACAGGUGUACAACUUGUGUGCUGCUAUAUUCAAAGUACGCUGGGCUGAUAUGGGUACUGGUUUGAAGGCUUUAGCCCUUGCUUUUGCUUGGCCAAUCAGAUUCUGUGGCUUUGGCUACUGUAUUAUUCCUUUCCACUUUUUGACAUGGUCAGCAAUGAAAGGCCCAUUGCAUGCUACAUAUUACCUUGUUCCAUCAGUGCUUGCAGUAUGGUUCACUAUUUAUCCUAUUAUCAUUCACCCUAUUUACAAAUCACUGACCAGAACCCCAUCAGACCAACCAAGAGACAAAGAAAGGUUGAAGAAAGCCGAAUAAAUGUUUUUUUAUCAAGCAAUUUCAUUUGCUAUAAUAUUUGAUUGCAUGUGGUCAUGAGUAGUAUUUGAUACUAAGCUCUUAUAUUAUUAUCUUUUUUUACACAGUCAUGAGUUGUUA
Exaiptasia diaphana is the source of this 1503-nucleotide messenger RNA. Its product is annotated as lysophospholipid acyltransferase 5. Bases 1 to 1386 code for a protein of 461 amino acids. Gene Ontology annotation, molecular function: lysophospholipid acyltransferase activity; 1-acylglycerophosphocholine O-acyltransferase activity. NCBI's taxonomy places the organism in Eukaryota, Metazoa, Cnidaria, Anthozoa, Actiniaria, Aiptasiidae. Gene Ontology annotation, cellular component: membrane. The transcript has 16 exons. Gene Ontology annotation, biological process: lipid modification; phosphatidylcholine biosynthetic process. The record is from RefSeq and is a predicted model, not a curated record.